UUGGUACGAGCAUCUACAAAAUGACCGCAACAGACUCAGAUAAGGGCGGUCACGGUGAUAUUCGCUAUAACAUCCGGAAUGGCAACACCGGCGUCGCAUUUUCUAUUAACCCCUUCACAGGGGACGUCUUCGUCGCCAACAUUCUGGAUUUUGACAGCGGCACAACGUCCUACACGUUGCGCAUAGAGGCUGACGACACGGCAUCUACUCAGGCAGACACGAAAACGGGAACGGUGACUUUGACAAUAACGUUGACAGAUUCAAACGACCACACGCCCAAGUUUAACAUUAGUUUGUACACAACAACACUAAACGAAAACGUGCCUAAUCCGACUACUGUUUUAACGGUCCAGGCAACCGAUACAGACACCGGAAGCAACGGCGGUAUUACUUAUUCAAUAGAAGGUGGAACGGGAUCGACCUUGUUUUCAGUUCAUGCAACUACUGGUGUUGUAAGCACUCAGGCAACCAUCGAUUAUGAGGUCAACAUCGAGUACGACCUAAUUGUGAAAGCUGUAGAUGGCGGAACUACGCCUCUGUCCGCCACGUGUUUUGUCAGAAUCACAAUUAACGACCUGAAUGACAACAUUCCGAAGUUUCCUGCUGCGAAUAUUGCCGUGGAGAUUGCAGAGUCCACGGCAACUAGCACAGUUGUCACUACGGCCGUUGCACGGGAUGUGGACUCUUUAACCAACAAUAACAAUGUUGUCGUUUAUUCGAUAAAUCCAAUAUCAUCAAAAUUUGUAGUUCACCCAUCUACUGGAGUCAUAACAACAAAUGAUGCGUUUGACAGGGACACUGUGGCGAGUCACACAAUUAUUGUGUAUGCAACCGACCAGGGCACGUCCCCGCGACAAAACACUGCAACCAUCACGUACACAAUCAGUCUCAUAGACGAGAACGAUAACGACCCCAUGAUCCAGAAUGCGCCCUUUGACGACACUAUCCCAGAAAACACGCCUCUUAACACAGUAGUUUUCACAGUAAACGUCGGAGACAUAGAUUUUGACCGGAACAAAUCAUUGACGUAUUCGAUUUUAAACGGUAAUACAGGCUCUGACUUUAAAAUCGACCCUUCGUCAGGAUUAAUCUGGGUCGCCAAUACCCUCGACAGGGAAAGGACAGCAAAGUAUGAUAUGACAUUGAAGAUUGUGGACAAUGGUUUGACUCCUAGAUCCACAACCAUAACGGCAACGGUGACAAUAAGCGACAUAAACGAUAAUAAUCCAAUAUUCACGUUAACGACUUAUCAGUUUACAGUCUCGGAACAUGUUCCGGCGAGAACGCUAAUCAAUAGCGUUACGGCAACCGAUGCUGACAUUAAUCUUAACGGAGCGGUUACGUUCGAAGUGGCCAACUUCAUAACCGGCAACAGCAACCAUAUCACGCUGGACGCUUCUAGCGGUGCCUUAACCACUGCAACAACUCUGGACCGGGAGGCCAUGGACUUGUACGUGCUUGUGAUCAGGGCAAAGGACGGCGGUGCAGGACCGCUAACAGCUACCGCGACCGUUUCCAUCAGAGUUCUGGACUAUAAUGACAAUGCACCAACGUUCAGUUCAGCGCUCUACGUGGGUACAGUCACUGAAAAUACUGUCGCCGGAACGAGUAUUCUCACCGUUGUUAUUGAUGAUCUGGACAUUGACAAUAAUGAUGACAUAACGCUCUCCAUCAGUGAUACAAACGCCGAUAUGUACAUCGCGGCUAAUUCAACAACAUAUGUACUCUCUGUGAAAACGCCGAUAGAUCGCGAGGUGUUCACUCAGUUCGAGUUUGUUCUGACGGCGACAGACGCAGGAACGCCGGCAUUGACAGCGACUACUACAGUUCGCAUCACUGUUCUCGACGUAAACGAUAACGAACCGCUAUUUUCACCUACCUUCUACAACAGCGAGAUCGCCUACAGUGACGACUGCCAGGUCACAAUAACGACUUUGACGGCAAGCGACGCAGACGAAGGCGUUAAUAAAGACUUUACAUUUUCAGUGACGCAGAAUGACAACCCAGAGUUGUUUUCUUUGGAUGCAAAUACAGGCGCUGUAUCACUAAUUGCAACGGCAUCAGCAAAUGAAAAAUACAAGGUUUUCGCAGCCGCUACUGACGCCGGGACGCCGUCAAAGACGUCCACCACUGGGGCGACGGUGCGCAUCGAUGCGUACAAUCCGAACUCUGUCGUCCUCAACUAUUACAUGGCAAUCACGAGGACGACCUUUCUGACAAUGAAAACUACGUUUCUUACGCAACUGAGGACGGUAUUUAGACAGACGCACGCGACAUCAGAGACAAAAAUAUGGUGCAUCGUCGAGGAAACGUCCACGUCGUGUAUCGUCCGUUCGUACGUGAUAAAAGACGACACAGCGGACACGCUGGCGGAGAUCGCCAACACUAAGAAUUUUCUGACGUCAGACGAAGCGUAUGCUAUCGCUGCCAAGGACACCUUUGGAACACCGGCUAACGACAUCACAGGUCCUGGCUGGACGGCGUUCUCAAUCACGAAGGUUGAGAAGUACUACGAUCCCGACCCGCCGACGCCGUGGAUCGAGACCACUGCCGGCAUAGUCACUGUUGCCGUCGUCGCCAGCCUCCUCUUCCUGAUCCUCUGCGCCGUCAUCGGCGUCGUACUCUACAAGAUGCGUCAGCGGGAAACUGCCAAAAUCAAACGUAUAGAAGAAAUUGAAAAACGCGAAGACGCAAAUGCCAAGCGGCAAUUUAAGCCAAAACCCACAGAAGGCAUGAUCAAGCCUUACGACAAGACCCAUCCGCCACCAGCAGUUGUCGCUCUUCCACUUCCAAAAGUGCCCAAACAUCCGGCACCUCGUCCACCUAGGAAUGAGGACCAAGGUUCGAACAGCAAAUCUCAAACUAAUACCCCCAGCAAAAUUGACGACGAAAUUCCGACAAAAAUGACCAAACCUUCGCUGCUCGAACCCCCAGACGAAAAGAAGACUGGAAGCCAUGUUUCACACAAUCGCGUUAGCCCAACGAAUCUUUCAACGCGACCUAAGCCAUCGAUGCCGACUAUCACCGCCGAGUCCCCUCCGCCAAGAAACAACUCGAAUACCGCAUUCACGCCGACCAUGUCCCCGCUGGAUCCAGAUUACGUCAUUCUGAACCGUGUAUUUGACGGACGAGCUAUAGACCCAGUGACCGGUCGUGUGUAUGAGUACAACACGCAGACGAACGAACGCCGAUGGUUAAACACGCCUGAUGGACAGCAGGUCCAGCGUCAGUUGCCAGAGCACAGUCGUGGAAAGGUUGAUAUUGGGAGACAGCGAGAGUGCGAUCCCAGUCGGCAGGGGCUCAUAGAAGCAUGGGGUCAAGUAGAGCGAAACACUGGGCGUUCAUGGUCGUCAUUGCAGUGCUUUGGAUUCCAGUUCCGUUCUACACCAGUCUUCACUGUCCCCGAUACCCCUUCUGGCAAGACGUACACUAUAAACGAAAACGUCGUCAUAGGAACGCUGAUUGAUACGCUUAGUGCCACGGACGCCGGCAACGGAGUUAUCGCGUUCUCAAUACAGACUCAAACGCCAUCGACACCUUCAAAUGCGACUAGUAAUGCUGCUGCAAGUGGAACGGCGACGGCCACUGUCACCGUCAGCGUCGCCGACGUUAACGACAACAGACCAGUAUUCUCCUCUGAUAUCUACUUUGCUUCAAUAGCGGAGAACACGGCGUCGGAAAUCGAGGUUGUGCAGUUCACCGUCACGGAUGCGGACGGAUCUGCCAUUAAUACCACCAUCACGUCGGGGGAUGACCCAACAGCGAAAUUUGCCGUCGACGGUAACGUAAUCAGAACGACUACAACCAGCGUCGACUAUGAAGCCUUGCGUGAUUCCAACUAUCGCUAUAAACUUACGCUGGUAGCGACUGACGGGGCGCUUGCAGCAAUGGCCACUGUUAUAGUAACUAUAACCAGUGUGAAUGAGGCGGCCCCAAUAUUCCAAACAGCUGUCUUCAGUCCGGCCUAUACAAGUGCUACGACGCCCUACAACAUUCCGGAAGACGCGGCCGUCGGUACCACAGUAGUCAAAGUGGCCGCAACAGAUACGGAUGACGGGGUGGACGGCCAGAUAAUCUUCACCUUAGGAUCAGUCACAGAAAGCACAGGUGGAACCGUCGAUGAAACCUUCCACAUUGACAAGGUUUCUGGAGUACUGACGACCAUAACAAACACACUGGACAGUGACAACGGGCUUCAAUAUUAUGACGUCAUCAUUAUUGCGUCAGACCAGGGUGCUUCAAAGAGGACUGCCAGCAUUACCGUACGCGUCGGAAUAACUGAAGUCAACGAUAACACGCCUGCCUUUAGCCAGAACGUGUACACUAAAAGUAUCGUCGAAACACUGACUGUUGGUUCUUCAGUAACUGAGGUAACGGCCACAGACGGAGAUAUUACUCCAGCCAUCUUGGUAUAUUCUCUAGAAACCUCGAGCUCUCCGGAUACAUAUUCUGCCAAGUUUGAGUUUGAUACAACCACUCGAAAUAAGAUAAACUUAAAAGGGGUGAUUGACCUUGAUAACAAUGAGGCCUCCACUUACAACCUUGUUGUCAAGGUAUCUGAUGGGUCAAGAUCUAGCACGGCAACCGUCCUCGUUACUGUGACAACUGUGAAUGAGUUCACCCCUGUGAUUACUGGUGGAACUACCUUCAAUGUGGGUGAAAGUGCAGCUGUGAAUGCAUUGAUAGCUACAUUUCAAGCAAGUGAUAAUGACACCGGCAUCGAUGGAGAAAUCAGUUUUUCAAUAUCAGCAGACAAUUCUGAUGGCAAUUUCAUCCUUGACAAAAACAGUGGGAAACUCCGACUGGCAAAGAGUCUUAAUUUCGAAACUAAGAAAAUCUACAGCCUUACCAUACAAGCUGCAGAUAGCGCCACAACCAAUCAGAAAACUGCUGAGUCUGUAAUUACCAUUAAUGUCCAAGAUGUCAGCGAUGAGUUACCAACAUGCUCCAGUUACUACUACUAUCGGACUGUUUUAGAAACAGUCAGCUUAUCAACACUGGUAGAGACCAUUGCCUGCACUGACGCAGAUGCCGUGGAUACGCUGUCUUUCACCAUUGAGCCUUCAACCAACCCUGCCAAUCAUUUUGCCAUCAACAACAAUACAGGAGCCAUUACUGUUUCCUCUGUCUUGGACUAUGACACUGGUGACAAGCAUUUUGAGCUGAAUGUCAAGGUUACAGAUGGCAAGACCAGCCUAGCUAUCCCAGUGGUCAUUGAUGUGACCCAUGUGAACGAGUACACGCCCACAUUCACCGCCGGCCAGGUAGCGAACGUCCUGGAAAAUGAGGCAGUGGGGAAAAGUCUCUUUAAGUUCACUGCCAGUGAUAAUGACACUGCCCCGGACAAUAUUGUCAGCUAUGAGAUAACCUCUACUCUAGACAAGUUCUCCAUUGACCAGUCUUCAGGAGCCAUCCAUUUGAUAGAAGAGCUGGACUUUGAAAAUACGAAGCAGUAUGUGAUUGAAGUCUUAGCAAGAGAUGGGGCAAAUGCAGAGGGCAGAGGCAGUAUAACUGUGAACGUGACCAAUGUGAACGAUGUGAGACCAUCCUGUACGCCAACUUACCAUGUGAUAUCCAUACCAGAAAAUACAACCCUGAAUUACACCCUUGUGUCCAACUUCAAUUGUGUGGAUGCUGACAGUUCGACCUUGACCUAUAAUAUCACCAGUCAGUCCCCUGUGAAUCGAUUCAGCAUUGAUGAUGCUGGCGCAACACCAAAACUUGUUCUAUCAGCCGCGUUAGAUUACGAGACACAUGCCUCAUAUAACCUGAAGAUCACAGUGUCGGAUGGACAGCUCUCCACCAUUAUUGACGUUGACAUAUCAGUCACUGACGUUAAUGAGGGAGGACCUCAAUUCCAGCUCGACCCAUAUGCUGCUAACAUUACUGAGAGCACGUCUUCAAUUGGAGAUGUCGUUGUUACAGUGGUUGCCACAGAUCCUGAUCUAGCAACCAGCAAGUAUGGAAAAUUGACGUAUUCAAUAAUAUCUGGAAACACUGGGAACAAGUUUCUCUUAGAUUCCAGCAGCGGGAAGAUAAUUCUUUCCGGCACACUAGACAGGGAGACUAAUCCUUCAUACUCGUUGAAGGUCAGAGUGUCAGAGGAGGAGGGCGGGGGAACUGAUACAGCUGAUGUCACCAUUACUGUUUUAGGAGCCAAUGACAAUACCCCAACCUGUAUUUCUGCAAUGUCCUUUACAAAGAGUUUUGCGGAACCAGGCAAUGCAAACGAUAUUUUGUUUACCUUUAAUUGUUCUGAUGCUGAUGGCGAUAACUUGAAUUACGUGAUUACAACAAAUUGAGCUUUAACCUACUUUCAGAUAGUUGGAACACAUUUACAGUUGAGAGCCCCAAUUGACUAUGAAACUGUCACACAAACAGAAUUCAACCUGGUCAUUGAAAUAUCAGAUGGCACCAACAAAAUUGAAGUGAAUGGAAAUGUGAUUGUGAGACCUGUCAAUGAGCAUACUCCUGUUUUUACCCCAG
This is a messenger RNA of Dreissena polymorpha, 6486 nucleotides long. RefSeq names its product protocadherin Fat 4-like. Bases 21 to 6302 code for a protein of 2093 amino acids. Gene Ontology annotation, molecular function: calcium ion binding. Gene Ontology annotation, biological process: homophilic cell-cell adhesion. Gene Ontology annotation, cellular component: plasma membrane. The record is from RefSeq and is a predicted model, not a curated record. The transcript is spliced from 26 exons. NCBI's taxonomy places the organism in Eukaryota, Metazoa, Mollusca, Bivalvia, Myida, Dreissenidae.